Physella acuta is the source of this 3322-nucleotide messenger RNA. RefSeq names its product DNA replication licensing factor mcm2. Gene Ontology annotation, biological process: mitotic DNA replication initiation; DNA replication; double-strand break repair via break-induced replication. The record is from RefSeq and is a predicted model, not a curated record. NCBI's taxonomy places the organism in Eukaryota, Metazoa, Mollusca, Gastropoda, Physidae. Gene Ontology annotation, molecular function: single-stranded DNA helicase activity; ATP binding; single-stranded DNA binding. Gene Ontology annotation, cellular component: MCM complex; nucleus.
AGUCGUCAACAGUAGUUUCCACACAUUUUGCUUAGAUAAAUAAAUAAAUAAAAUAAAUAAUAUAGAGGCCGUAAUCUACUAUUUUAAUUACUUGUCUAUAUCUAGCCAAAUAGUUUAAUCUCCUAAAAUGGCUGAUGAAUCCUCUGAUGCUGAUCCUUUCUCCACUGCAAGCAGUCCUGGCCGUGCACGUGAAAGAGAACCCUUAACAUCAAGUCCAGGUCGAGAUUUGCCACCAUUUGAGGAUGAUUCUGAACUUCUUGGUGAUGAUGACCCUGAUAGAGAAGAAGAGGAAGAGGGUGAAAACCUAUUCGGAGAUGAAAUGGAGAGAGAUUACCAGGCUAUCCCUGAGUUGGAUGUGUAUGAAAAUGUUGGCAUUGACACUUCUGAGUACUCUGACAUCUCAGAGACACAACGUCAGGCAGCAGAGCGAGAAAUUCGUGAUAGGGAGAGAGAAGAGGGCAUUCGUGCUGGUCGCAUGCGGAAAGGGCUAUUGUAUGAUGACUCUGAUGAUGAAGAUAGACCAGCAAGAAAGCGCAGACUGGCAGAGCGUGCUGCUGAAGGUGUUGCUGCAGAAGAUGAAGAAGAGAUGAUUGAAAGUAUUGAAAAUCUGGAAGAUAUGAAAGGACAUUCUGUAAGAGAAUGGGUUGCAAUGCUUGGUCCAAAAACUGAGAUUAAACAUAGAUUCAAGAAUUUUCUACGAACAUAUGUCGACCAGAAGGGUUCUAAUGUUUACAGGCAGAAAAUUCAGCAAAUGGUAGAAGGUAACAAGGAGAGUUUAGUGAUUGACUACAAUAUGUUGGCAUCAAUGGAACAGGUUCUUGCAUAUUUUUUGCCAGAAGCUCCAACAGAAAUGCUUAACAAUCUUGAUGAGGCUGCUAAAGAAGUUGUGUUCAGUAUGUAUCCAAAUUAUGAAAGAAUUGCAAAAACUAUUCAUGUAAGAAUAGCUGAUCUGCCAUUGAUUGAAGAAAUAAGAUCUUUAAGGCAACUGCAUCUCAACCAACUGAUCCGCACCAAUGGAGUUGUUACCAGUGUGACAAGUGUUCUUCCACAACUAAGUGUCAUUCGAUAUGAUUGUAACAAAUGUUCCUUUGUGUUGGGGCCAUUUUACCAAACCCAAAAUACAGAAAUCAAGCCUGGCUCUUGUCCUGAGUGUCAGUCUCAAGGACCUUUUGAAAUCAAUAUGGAGCAGACUGUGUACAAAAACUACCAAAGAAUCACAGUGCAAGAAAGUCCUGGUAAAGUACCAGCAGGUCGCUUACCUAGGUCUAAGGAUGCCAUUCUGUUGGAAGAUCUUGUUGAUACAUGCAAACCUGGGGAUGAAAUAGAGUUGACAGGGAUAUAUCACAACAACUAUGAUGGAUCAUUGAAUACAGCUAAUGGUUUUCCAGUAUUUGCAACAGUCAUUCAAGCAAAUUAUAUAACUAAGAAAGACGACAAAAUGGCUGUUGCUUCACUAACUGAUGAAGAUAUUAAAGCUAUAGUUGCUCUUUCUAAAGAUGAAACUAUUGGCGAAAGGGUCUUUGCAAGUAUGGCCCCAUCAAUUUAUGGUCAUGAAGACAUUAAAAGGGCUUUAGCUUUAGCCCUGUUUGGUGGUGAAGCUAAAAAUCCUGGACAGAAACACAAAGUCAGAGGUGAUAUAAAUAUUUUGGUUUGUGGGGACCCAGGAACAGCUAAAUCCCAGUUUUUGAAAUACAUUGAGAAAACUGCCCCUCGUGUUGUUUUUGCAACUGGUCAAGGUGCUUCUGCUGUAGGUUUAACUGCCUAUGUUCAGAGAAAUCCCAUUUCCAAAGAGUGGACGCUAGAAGCUGGUGCCCUUGUGUUGGCUGAUAAAGGAGUUUGUCUCAUUGAUGAGUUUGACAAGAUGAAUGACCAGGAUAGAACAAGUAUUCAUGAGGCAAUGGAACAGCAAAGUAUCUCUAUAUCAAAAGCUGGAAUAGUCACAUCACUUCAGGCCCGCUGUACAAUUAUUGCUGCUGCUAAUCCUAUAGGAGGGAGAUAUGAUCCUUCGUUAACAUUCUCAGAAAAUGUUGAUCUUACAGAGCCUAUCCUGUCUCGUUUUGACGUACUUUGUGUUGUACGAGAUACUGUUGAUUCUGUACAGGAUGAGCGUUUGGCCAAGUUUGUGGUUGGUAGCCACAUGAAACAUCACCCACACGCAGCAGAGGAUAUGGAAGACUUGCCACAAAGACAGUUGGGAGACUCUAAGAUUGAGCCAGUGCCCCAGGAUCUUCUUCGAAAGUACAUCAUGUAUGCCAAAGAGAAAGUACGACCAAAAUUGAACCAAAUGGACCAAGACAAAGUUGCCAGGAUGUAUUCAGAGCUGAGGCGAGAAUCCAUGGCCACUGGGAGCAUACCAAUUACAGUACGUCACAUUGAGUCUAUGAUCAGAAUGAGCGAGGCACAUGCCCGUAUACACCUAAGAGAUUAUGUCAACGAAGACGAUGUCAAUAUGGCCAUUCGUGUCAUGCUUGAAAGUUUUAUCAGCACACAGAAGUUCAGUGUCAUGAGGACCAUGAGAAAAACUUUUGGUCGCUACCUGUCAUUCAGGAAGGAUAAUAAUGAGCUGUUGCUUUUCAUACUGAAACAAUUAACGCAAGACCAGAUAGCAUUCCAUAGAAAUCGUUAUGGCACAGACAUGGAGCAGAUUGAGAUUUCCGAAAAAGAUUUAGCAGAUAAGGCGAGACAGAUCAACAUUCACAGCUUAACAUCAUUUUUCCAAAGUGAGAUAUUUGAAGCAAAUCAUUUUACUCAUGACAGCAAAAGAAAAUUAAUCAUUCAUGUUUUGUAGAAAAACCUCAACUUGCACUAUAUUAUGAUCUACCUACUGAUUUGUACAUUUAUUGAAAUUAAAGAAAACUCAAGUUUGACACUUAGAAAUUUGGUUUGGACAUGUUUACAUUUAUAAUGGAAAAAUUUUUAAGUUUGUAUAUUAAAAUAUCUACAAUUUAUUAUGCUCAUUUUUAAAAAAAAAAUUCAAGGUGUUUGUGUGAAAAAUGUGAUUAUAUUGAAAAAUUAAAAUGUUUAAUAUGACAGUUCAUUCUCUUUUUAUUGUAUUAGAAUUAGUGAAUGGUUUUGUCCUAUUACCUUUUCCAGCUACUUCUGAGUUCUCAUUUUGAAAAUGUAGCACUUGCAGUGAUAUUUUUUUAUAUCUUGCAAUGCAAACAUGUUAAUUGGAUAUAAGUUGUAGAUAAAUGUAUUUUGUAGUUGACUAUCAUCAUUUUAUGUUAAAUACUUGACUGUCUGCUGUAAUAUUAAAGUAUUAAAAACCACAAUGAAGAAAAAGUCAAAAAUGAAAUUUCACCAUUUUUAUGUCAUUAAAUGU